AGGCCAACACGCGGCUGAACCAGGCUGAACUGAGGAAAGCUAGAACGUCAUCGUGGUUUACGUCUUGCCCUUGCCACAGCAGAGACUCUGCCUGACUUUGGAGGCACGGAAUUAUCAGUAGUAAACACACUCUCCUGGUGCUGCUGCUGCCUCCACUGUACUCAGACCCAGGUAGCACAGGAUUGUCCAUCCUCCAGCAGCUCAGCGCAACGGUGUGAACUCAGCCUGUUUCAGAGCCUCCCCACCAUGACCUCCAAGAAGCUGGUGAACUCGGUGGCUGGUUGUGCUGAUGACGCCCUUGCUGGCCUGGUGGCCUGCAACCCCAACCUGCAGCUCCUGCAGGGCCACCGCGUGGCCCUCCGUUCUGACCUGGACAGCCUCAAGGGCCGGGUGGCACUGCUGUCGGGUGGGGGCUCUGGCCAUGAGCCUGCCCAUGCUGGUUUCAUAGGGAAAGGGAUGCUGACCGGGGUCAUCGCAGGAGCCGUGUUCACCUCCCCAGCAGUGGGUAGCAUCCUGGCAGCCAUCAGGGCAGUGGCCCAGGCCGGCACAGUGGGGACCCUCCUCAUCGUGAAGAACUACACUGGGGAUCGGCUCAACUUCGGCCUGGCCCGGGAGCAGGCCCGGGCUGAAGGCAUCUCAGUGGAGAUGGUGGUGAUCGGGGAUGACAGCGCCUUCACCGUCCUGAAGAAGGCAGGCCGGCGGGGGCUGUGUGGCACGGUGCUUAUACACAAGGUGGCAGGUGCUCUGGCCGAGGCAGGUGUGGGGCUGGAGGAGAUCACAAAGCGGGUGAACGUGGUUGCCAAGGCCAUGGGUACCCUGGGGGUGAGCUUAUCCUCCUGCAGCGUCCCUGGUUCCAAACCCACCUUCGAGCUCUCAGCCGAUGAGGUGGAGCUGGGCCUGGGGAUCCACGGGGAAGCUGGUGUGCGCCGGAUAAAGAUGGCAACUGCUGAUGAGAUUGUGAAACUCAUGCUCGACCACAUGACAGACACCACCAAUGCGUCCCAUGUGCCUGUGCAGCCCGGCUCUUCAGUUGUGAUGAUGGUCAACAACCUGGGUGGCCUGUCAUUCCUGGAACUGGGCAUCAUAGCCGAUGCUGCCGUUCGCUCCCUGGAGGGCCGUGGGGUGAAGAUUGCCCGUGCCCUGGUGGGCACCUUCAUGUCAGCACUGGAGAUGCCUGGCAUUUCUCUCACCCUCCUGCUGGUGGAUGAGCCUCUCCUGAAACUGAUAGAUGCUGAAACCACUGCAGUAGCCUGGCCUAAUGUGGCCGCAGUCUCCAUUACUGGGCGGAAGCGGAACCGGGUAGCCCCUGCCGAGCCCCAGGAGGCCCUUGAUUCCACUGCUGUAGGAGGCUCAGCCUCGAAGCGGAUGGCGCUGGUGCUGGAACGGGUGUGCAGCACCCUCCUGGGCCUGGAGGAACACCUGAAUGCCCUGGACCGGGCUGCUGGUGAUGGCGACUGUGGCACCACCCACAGCCGUGCGGCCAGAGCAAUCCGGGAGUGGCUGAAGGAGGGCCCACCCCCUGCCAGCCCUGCCCAGCUGCUCUCCAAGUUGUCUGUCCUGCUCCUGGAGAAGAUGGGAGGCUCAUCUGGAGCGCUCUAUGGCCUGUUCCUGACUGCGGCUGCCCAGCCCCUCAAGGUCAAGACCAGCCUCCCAGCCUGGUCUGCUGCCAUGGAUGCCGGCCUGGAAGCCAUGCAGAAGUAUGGAAAGGCUGCCCCAGGGGACAGGACUAUGCUGGAUUCUCUGUGGGCAGCAGGGCAGGAGCUCCAAGCCUGGAAGAGCCCCGGAGCCGAUCUGUUGCAAGUCCUGACCAAAGCAGUCAAGAGUGCCGAAGCUGCAGCGGAGGCCACCAAGAAUAUGGAAGCUGGAGCCGGAAGAGCCAGUUAUAUCAGCUCAGCACGGCUGGAGCAGCCAGACCCCGGGGCAGUGGCAGCUGCUGCCAUCCUCCGGGCCAUCCUGGAGGUCUUGCAGAGCUAGGGUGUGUGACUGCCUCCCUUGGCCUCAGCUCCUCUCAUUGCUGUGCUGAGGUGGCCUUUGUCACUUCUUUCUGCCUUCCAACCGUCACUUUCCCCUGGCCUGGCUCCAUUGGCCCACCCUCUAAGUUGAGCAGGAAAUCCUCCACCAAGCUUCCAGAACUACAGACAGCACCCAGAGCGAGCUAGAGUGGGUCCCUGUGCCUCUCCAGCAUGCCCUUUCCCUUUGUGAGAGGGUGGAGUCCCUGGGUCAUGCCCUCCCUUGCCAGUUCUGGGCUUCAGAGAUAAGGCAUUUUCCUUGUGCAGCCUUUAUCUGGCAAUCCUAAUUUGGUUUUAAGACUCCCUGUGAAAUGCCUUCUGCACCUUAAUCCCAAUGAGCAUGGAAAAGAAAGUUAAUAAACUAUAAUACGUGGAAGCAAGAAAGCCACUGCCUCCUCUGAGGGACCUUUUCCCAUGCGUGUAAACAAAGGGGCCCACAGCCCUGGCUGCAGGCAUCAUGACCCAUCUUCUACCAGGCAGAUCUUUAUUACCUGAGCCCCUAAAUCAGUGUCUCCUCAGCUGGGCUGCUUCCACUGAGACCCCCGACCUGUUCCCUUUCCAGUACACACACCUGAUUCGUGUAAGAAUGGUAGAACGGCUUUUCUCAGCAUCGAAUUAACAAUUCAGUGGCUCCUCGGGAGUCAAAUGGGCAUUUGGGACACCAGAAGAAAAAUAAAUCAUCAUAGUCUAAGGUUCGGUUGUAGAUCAGAAAAUGCAGCCAGGCCGGGCAUGGUGGCUCACAUCUGCAAUACCAGCACUUUGUGAUCCCUUACACUCAGGAGUUCAAGACCAGCCUGGGCAACAUGGUGAAACCCUGGCUCUACCAAAAAAUACAACAUUAGCCAGGCAUGGUAGUGUGCCUGUAGACCUAACUUCCUGGGAGGCUGAGUUGGGAAGAUGGCUUGGGCCCAGGUGGUCGAGGCUGCAGUGAGCUGUGAUCAUGCCACUAAACUCCAGCCUGGGCAACAGGGGGAGGGGAGGGGAGAGGAGGGCUGUGGCCAAGCCAGCCCCUAGGUCUCUUUCUAGAGCAAUCACUGAUGGCACCAGGGUGAGCAGGUGCAUUCUGUGCAUGUGGAGACCAAUAGCACGUGCCUGGCACGCAUGUAGGGUAGGGAGUGGUAAAGGCACUGGCUGUUAACUCAUACACAUGAUCUGAAAUCUGGUUCUGCUUUAACCUGGUUACAUGAGCUAAGGCCUAUUUUUUAGCCCCUUGGGAUCUGUAAAAUUAGAAUGGUACCCACCUCACGGGGACAUGAAAGGAUUCCAAUGAACUGAUGAAGAUGAAGCCCAGCACAGUCCAAGUGCUCACUCACUGGGAGUUAUCACAAGGGUUGGGCCCUCAGCCCCUCCCAGGUCAUCCACUCCACCACUAGCUAGUAGGAAACAGCCUCCUGUGCCCCCCAACCCCCGUCACCUAUUUCGCCCAAAUUGGCUGUAGGCUCCCCCAGUGCCUGGGCUUCUCUACCCAGGGUCUUGUCUGUCAGCUGCACCGUAUGUCCCUGACCACAAGGCACCUGCACAGGGGUGUGUGCCCAGCAGCGGCGAAGGAGGCUGGCCUCAGACAGUGGCCUGUGGAUCCCAGCUCUGUCACUUCCUGGCUGGGUGACCUCAACCUAGUCACUUAACCUUUUUGAGUCUUGUUUUCUCAGAUUAUGAAAUAGGAAAAAUUUCCUUCCUCCUGAGAUAAGCAAGUGCCAUUAGCAAUUAAGGACAUCCGCACAUAAAUGAGCUGCAUGUGAAUCUACACAUGCCAUUCCAUGAAGACAGAGGAUCGUGUGGAUCUUUGGUGCCUUCCAGUUGGCCCCUCCCUAGGUCUGUGACGGUCAGACCUGUCCUGAGGCUUUUACAAAUUGGCCCAGAACUCAUUUAACCACAGCAUCAUUUCAUCAGAGGGCUGCUAUUAGAGACUGAAUGAAUGUGUCCCCCCCGCAAAUUCCUGUGUUGAAAGGCUCACCCCCACUAUGGUAGUGUUAGGACGUGGGGCCUUUGGGAGGUGGUUGGGUUAUGAGGGUGGAGCCCCAGAGAGCUCUCACACCCUUUCCACCAUGUGAGGUUAUGGUGACAAGACGGUCUCUGAGGAAGCUGGCCCUUGCCACACACCACAUUUGCCAGUGCCUUGAUCUUGGAUGUCUACAGCCUACAGAACUGUGAGAAAUAAACGCUUGUUGUUUAAGCCA
Molecule: messenger RNA, 4186 nt
Organism: Chlorocebus sabaeus (green monkey)
Lineage: Eukaryota; Metazoa; Chordata; Mammalia; Primates; Cercopithecidae
Gene: TKFC
Product: triokinase and FMN cyclase
Biological process (GO): glycerol catabolic process
Cellular component (GO): cytosol
Molecular function (GO): ATP binding; glycerone kinase activity
Source: RefSeq, a predicted model, not a curated record